UCACACACAAACAAGAAACAGUUCGCUGGUGAUUACUGCCGGAUGGUUCAAACUACGUGGAUUUUCUUCUUCGUAGCUCACUUUUAUCACAAUGUCUCAGGACCCCUGGUUACAGGACUAUGAUGCCACUUGUCGCUUGGCACAGGAAAUUGCCGAAAACAUCCAUGAACGGAACAGGCAGCAGAGAACGGGGGGAAACCCAGCAAAGAUCAACAUGACACUUCGGGCAUCGCUGCAGAAGCUCAAACAAAAUAUCGGCCAGCUCAAAGAUGGUGUGUUGCGAGCGUCGUCAUCUCGCCGCAUCAUGCAGUCAGAAGCGGAUAGGAGGCAGAACCUCAUUGACGACCUGCUCACCAGAGACAGGCAGCUCAAUGCCUCCUUCAAGGGAGACGUCACAGAGUCCGAGCCCUCCAGAUAUACAUUGAUGGCUGAAGGUGCGGGAGGAAGUCGAGACGCAGCAAACCCCUGGCUGAUCAACGAGACGGACGAGACCAGAGGGCUGGGCUUUGGAGAGAUCAAACAGCAUCAACAAAGAAUCAUUGAAGCUCAGGAUGCGGGCUUGGACGCACUAGCCGCCGUCAUCAGCCGGCAAAAGAUGAUGGGCCAGGAGAUUGGCAACGAGCUGGAUGAACAGAAUG
Messenger RNA from Labrus bergylta (ballan wrasse), 638 nucleotides. The record is from RefSeq and is a predicted model, not a curated record. NCBI's taxonomy places the organism in Eukaryota, Metazoa, Chordata, Actinopteri, Labriformes, Labridae.